Messenger RNA from Telopea speciosissima, 1215 nucleotides. Its product is annotated as aldo-keto reductase family 4 member C10-like. Gene Ontology annotation, cellular component: cytosol. Bases 111 to 1214 code for a protein of 367 amino acids. Lineage: Eukaryota; Viridiplantae; Streptophyta; Magnoliopsida; Proteales; Proteaceae. The record is from RefSeq and is a predicted model, not a curated record. Gene Ontology annotation, molecular function: aldose reductase (NADPH) activity. The transcript has 3 exons.
UUCUUUUGGGCUUUCCUGUUCUAAAUGGUUUUUAGUAUUCUUGGUGUUGUUUCUUGAUUUUGUGUUUUUUUCCUCUUCGGUUUAUUGUUCUGGUCAAGGAAGUUGGGAUAAUGAGAGGUAAAGGGGGAGCAUCAGGAAACUACUUUAUAUUGAACACUGGGGCUAAAAUCCCAGUUGUAGGUCUUGGAACAUGGCAAAGUGGAGGAGACCUCUGCGUUGAAGCUGUAAAAACGGCCUUGAAGGUUGGUUACCGUCAUAUAGACUGUGCCCAUCUUUAUGGGAAUGAGAUUGAGGUUGGGGAAGCACUGGCUGAAGCUUUCAAGGGUGGCCUCAAGAGAGAGGAAUGUUUCUUGACUUCUAAGCUGUACUGUGGUACUAAUUCUAUCAAGAGAAUUGACAAUUCUGUUAGAGUUUCACUUCAGAACCUUGGAGUAUCGUACUUGGAUCUCUAUUUGGUACAUUGGCCCGAGUGUUCAGCUUUUGGUGAUGCUACUGAUCCUCCUUGGAAGUCAGGGACCGAGUAUAGGCAAUUUUUGCUCAGAUUGAAGCCAACAUGGAAAGCAAUGGAGGCUCUAGUGGAGUUGGGUCUGGUUCGAGCUAUUGGUGUUAGUAAUUUCAGUCUUCAGCAGAUAGAAGAAUUGCUUAAAUUUGCAAAGAUUGUACCAGCUGUGAAUCAGGUGGAGUUGCACCCUUUCUGGAGGCAGGAUGAACUUGUAAGAUUUUGUCAAUUGAAAGGAAUCCAUGUCUCUGCACACACUCCUUUAGGUGUUCCUGCUUCCGUCCCUGGACCGUCAGAUAGUGGAUCAUCAGGUGGUGAAGAUGAGCCUGGGACACCUCGGAUAUCAUUCCGAAGGUCCAGAUCAGUACAUGGGCCCAUGUUGAAAUUGUCUGUUGUUGCAGAAAUUGCGGAUCGCCAUAAAAAGACACCUGAGCAGGUCAUUCUUCGCUGGGGACUGCAAAGAGGAACCAUUGUCCUGCCUUGCAGCCUGAAUCCUGAAAGGAUUAUAAAAAACAUAGAUAUCUUCAAUUGGUCCCUAUCAGAUGAUGAAUGGAACCAGUUGAACAGGAUUGAACCACAGGUAUGCCUCUUCGGGAACUGGCCUGUUAGUUCAUCUGACAGUGGCUUCUUCUCUGGUAGCGGUGGAUUGUUCUCUGGAAGUAGUCCUCUCCAAGCUGUGAAUGAAAUGGAAGAUGAUGUUGAAUCCAAUACUUGAC